Molecule: messenger RNA, 1947 nt
Organism: Vicia villosa (hairy vetch)
Lineage: Eukaryota; Viridiplantae; Streptophyta; Magnoliopsida; Fabales; Fabaceae
Product: glucan endo-1,3-beta-glucosidase 5-like
Exons: 2
Coding region: 289-1788 (499 amino acids)
Biological process (GO): carbohydrate metabolic process
Cellular component (GO): plasma membrane
Molecular function (GO): hydrolase activity, hydrolyzing O-glycosyl compounds
Source: RefSeq, a predicted model, not a curated record
GAGCUGCCUUUUAGUUUGAUUCUACCUUUCUUUGCUGCAUCGUUUUCCCUCUCCUACAACAUACGCAUUUUCAAGUACAAUAAAAAAAAAAAACAAGAUUAUGCCUUGGUGUCAUCAAACGGGUUUUGGAAUCAAGUGCUUGGUUGAGUUUUCAUGCAAUUCUUUACGUAACUUUCUACUAAGAAAAAGGACCUUAUUUUUUUUUCAAUCUUUUUUUAUUCAAGAAUCAUCAUCUUCAUAUACAUGGGUGAAUGUUGGGACAUAUAGAACUCAAGGAAAAAAAACAAUAUGGAAUUCCAUUUCCAACGUUGUUUUAGUACAUACUUUUUAUUGGCAUUUUGUAUACUAAGCCAAAGUUUCACAAUAGGCACCCUUGGUUUUGCUUGUAACUGGGGAACCAUUACAUCACAUCCUCUUCCAGCUCAAAUACUUGUGAAGCUUAUGAGGGACAAUGGAAUCAACAAAGUGAAGCUGUUUGAAGCUGAUCCCAUGGCAUUGAAAGCUCUUGGAAAUUCUGGCAUUCAGGUCAUGGUUGGCAUACCUAAUGACCUCUUGGACACAAUUGGUAGCAAUGUUAAUGCUGCUAUCGCAUGGGUCGACCAAAAUGUUUCCACUUACAUAUCCAAAAAUGGCGUCGAUAUAAGGUAUGUUGCAGUAGGUAAUGAAGCUUUUCUAAAAACUUACAAUGGAAGAUUUGUGCAAUCGACAUUUCCAGCCAUAAAAAACAUUCAAGCAGCCCUUAUAAAAGCAGGCCUAGGAAGACAAGUUAAAGUGACAACCCCUCUAAAUGCUGAUGUCUACCAAAGCGACACCGGUCUUCCGUCCGGUGGAAUUUUCAGACCAGACAUUCAAACUCAAAUGAUGUCAAUAAUCAAAUUCCUCAACCAAAACAAUGGCCCUCUCACCUUCAACAUCUACCCUUUCCUAAGCCUCGACGCCGAUCCUAAUUUCCCUAAAGAAUUCGCUUUCUUCGACGGUUCAGCUGCCCCUGUAGUCGACGGUUCAAUAAGUUACACAAACGUUUUCGAUGCGAAUUUCGACACACUCAUUUCAGCUCUCGAAAAAAACGGUUUCGGCUCAAUGAAUGUCAUCAUUGGAGAAGUUGGUUGGCCAACAGAUGGAAACUCAAAUGCAAAUAUAAAAAGUGCUCAAAGAUUCAACCAAGGACUAGUCAAUAGAAUAGUGAAAAAACAAGGCACACCUAAAAGACCAACCCCACCUGAAAUCUACAUGUUUUCCCUUCUAGAUGAAGAUCUUAAAAGCAUAGACCCUGGCCCAUUUGAAAGACAUUGGGGAAUUUUCAACUUUGAUGGAUCCAUGAAAUACCCUUUGAAUCUUGGAGGUGGAAAAUCACUUGUUGGUGCAAAAGGUGUUAGAUAUUUGACCAAACAAUGGUGUGUUGUUUCAUCACAAGCUAAUGUUAUGGAUCCUAAUUUUGCACAAAGUGUGAGCAAGGCUUGUACUUAUGCUGAUUGUACAUCACUUGCUCCUGGCUCUUCUUGUAGUGGCUUGGACACAAAGGGUAAUGCUUCCUAUGCUUUUAAUAUGUAUUAUCAAACGUUGGAUCAGAGGAAAGAUUCUUGUAACUUUAGUGGUUUGUCUGUUAUUACCAACAUUGACCCUUCACCUUCUCAAGGUAGAUGCCAUUUUGAGAUCAUGAUUGAUAUUGGGAAACAUGAAACUAAGUCCACCACUUCUUCUUCUGCUGCAACAAAAUUUGGAUUUGAGUACAUGAUGGUCAUGUUGGUAUCAAGCUUCAAUAUCAUCGAUUUAUUUCUAUUUAUGUAGUUUUAUUUGAUUUGUACAUAGUGGGUGUGCCAUGUUCAUCACUCAGAGAGUCGAUUUUUUUAUUUUUAUUUUUUUGGUUUUAUUUAUCUCUAGCAUGACAUAAAUAAAUAAAUAUAUGGUUGAGCUCAAUUAUUAUUUCGAGUGACUCAAAUUUUAAUC